This is a messenger RNA of Scaptodrosophila lebanonensis, 642 nucleotides long. RefSeq names its product protein FAM136A. The record is from RefSeq and is a predicted model, not a curated record. NCBI's taxonomy places the organism in Eukaryota, Metazoa, Arthropoda, Insecta, Diptera, Drosophilidae. The transcript has 3 exons. The coding region runs from base 48 to 512 and encodes 154 amino acids. Gene Ontology annotation, cellular component: cytoplasm.
GUCUCUUUUUUAAAUUUUCAAAAUCAUUCAAAUUAAAAACAAAUCAAAUGGCGGAACAGCAGAAAAAACGCUUGGAAGGUGCCAUUGGCGACAUGAUUGAGGAUAUGUACAAGACUCAUUUAAGAAGAAUGCAAUCCACAAUGCAUCGCUGUGCCGCUCAUUGCUGCGAUGACGAACGCGGCACAUUGGAGAGCGUCCAGAACUGCAUCGAGAAAUGCGCGCUUCCAUUGAUGAACGCCCAGGACUACUUGCAGCACGAGCUGGGACAGUUUCAGAGUCGAUUGCAAAAUUGCGUCAAGGAUUGCAACCACGAUGUGCGUUCCAAGUUGCCAACUAAUCCGACCGAUCGGGAUAUGUCGCGUUCCCAACAUCUUUUCGAGCGCUGCACCGGCGAUUGUGUGGACAAACAUAUCAAUCUAAUACCCGGCCUCAUGAGAACCAUAAAACAGGUGCUGGAAAAGGGUGAUUCCAAAGCCGCGAUACGCAUUGAGCAACGCAGUCAAGAGGCGUAGAGAAAGAGCCAGGGAUUUGUAGUUCGUUCUCAAUCUGCGGAGCUUAUUUUGUCUAAUGAUGUGCAAUAUAUAUAUAUUUUUUUGUCGUACUGCCGAUCCAAUAAGACAUAUAUAGUAUAUACAUAUUGCA